Molecule: messenger RNA, 282 nt
Organism: Paramecium sonneborni
Lineage: Eukaryota; Ciliophora; Oligohymenophorea; Peniculida; Parameciidae
Source: the annotation of a GenBank genome assembly
AUGGGAUAUGAAUAACUUAUUAUUGAAAGAUAAUUAUAUGCUAUCUGUUGUUUAUUCUUAGCUUUAAAUACGAAAAAUGAAUAAAUUAAUUCAUUUAAGUAAUUCUAAUAUAGUGAAUAAGAUAUCAUUGAAACUUUUGAUAGAUUUUAUAAUGUUUCGUAAUUUAUUAAAUUAUAAUUAUAAAUAAAUUCAUCAGAACCUUAUAUAUAGAGACAUAGGCAUUUAAAUCUAAGAGACAUAUAAUUAAAUAUUCCAAACUCAGAAUUUAUUACAUAAUUUUGA